This is a messenger RNA of Cyclopterus lumpus (lumpfish), 780 nucleotides long. It is a transcript of the gene cryba1l1, whose product is annotated as crystallin, beta A1, like 1. The transcript has 6 exons. The record is from RefSeq and is a predicted model, not a curated record. NCBI's taxonomy places the organism in Eukaryota, Metazoa, Chordata, Actinopteri, Perciformes, Cyclopteridae. Bases 154 to 780 code for a protein of 208 amino acids. Gene Ontology annotation, molecular function: structural constituent of eye lens. Gene Ontology annotation, biological process: visual perception; lens development in camera-type eye.
GAGUCGGAGCCAUGGACGCGCACCAGGAUGCGCGCUCCUCGGCCGUCGGUAUAAAACUGAAGCGCCAGGUUCCGUCAAAGCUCUACGCGAGGCAGGCCGUAGGCGCGCACCACUUUCGAGCUCUUCCAAUAAAGUGCCCAUCUAGCAGUAAAGAUGUACAGAACUACAAGGUCCCCAAUGAUGCAGCCGCUGGUCAACUCAGGAAUGGGCAUGGCUCCUUUCUUCAAGGCGACUGUGUUCGAGCAGGAGCAUUUCCAGGGCAAGUGCCUGGAGUUCACCUCCGAGUGCUGCAACAUUCAGGAUUGCGGACUGGACAACAUCCGCUCCAUCAGAGUGGAGAGCGGAGCCUGGGUGGGUUUCGAGCACCAUGACUUCCAGGGCCAGCAGUUCAUCCUGGAGAGAGGAGAGUACCCCCACUGGGACGCUUACAGUGGUUCCCUCUCCUACCACGUGGAGCGCCUCAUGUCACUGCGCCCCAUCUACUGUGCCUCCCACCAGAGUAGUCGCAUGGUCAUCUAUGAGAGGGAGAACUUCAUCGGCCGCAGUGUGGAGAUCUGUGACGACUACCCCUCUCUGCAGGCCAUGGGCUGGAUGAUGCCUGAAGUUGGCUCCAUGCACGUGCAGUGCGGCGCCUUCGUGUGCUACCAGCACCCCGGAUACAGGGGCCAGCAGUACAUCAUGGAGUGUGAGAGGCACAGCGGAGACUACCAGCACUGGAGGAACUGGGGGUCCCACUGUCAGACCCCCCAGAUCCAGUCCAUCAGGCGCAUCCAGCACUGA